AUGCAUGCGACCGUGUCGGAUAAAGUGAUCCUGGCCACAGCAGUCAUCAAAAUAAAGACGAAUUCAGGCGAUUUCGUCUUAGCCCGAGCUUUGCUGGACUCUGGGUCACAAAUUAAUUUUGUGACUGAGGAACUAGCUCAGCGGCUGCAUUUGCGUAGAGAAGACUCGUGUAUCAGCUUGCUUGGCAUUGGUGAAUCCAAUUCUCAAGUUAAGAAAAAGAUACACACUGUGGUGAAGUCGCGAGUUGGCUGCAAUGAAUACGCGAUCGAUUUAUGGAUCCUCAAAUCGAUCUCAGGUUAUCAGCCAGAUCACACUGUAAAUGUCAGUGGCUGGAAGAUACCUGACAAUAUUCAGCUAGCGGAUCCCUAUUUCUUCAAACCGCAGAAAAUUGAUCUUCUUAUCGGCGCUGAAACAUUCUUUGAUCUAUUGUCCGUUGGCCAAAUCAAGCAAGGUCCAGAGUGUCCAAUCCUCCAAAAGACAAGCCUUGGGUGGAUUGUCUCGGGGCGGUACACUCCUGGUGAAAAAUCUCACCAGAAGAUGACUGUCAAUCUGAGCUAUCAGGAAGAAAGUUUGAGCUCGAUUGACAAGACCUUGCUGAAGUUUUGGACUGUCGAAGAUGUGCGCUCUCCCUCCAAAGUCCUUUCCGCUGAACAACAAGGUUGUGAAGAUCAUUUCACAAAUAAUGUGAAAAGAUUGCCGUCUGGUCGUUUCGAAGUAAGACUGCCGUUUAAAUCAGAUCCGCACCAGCUUGGGUGCUCAUUUGAAGUUGCUAAACGGCGGUUUUUGUCGCUUGAAAAACGCUUAACUCGAGAUCCCGAGUUAAAGCGAAUGUACUUGGAAUUUAUGGAAGAAUAUGUAGAGAUGGGCCACAUGUCCGAACACUUCGACAAAGCUGAGGGUCGUAUUUGA
Messenger RNA from Drosophila sulfurigaster albostrigata, 909 nucleotides. RefSeq lists its product as uncharacterized. The record is from RefSeq and is a predicted model, not a curated record. Bases 1 to 909 code for a protein of 302 amino acids. NCBI's taxonomy places the organism in Eukaryota, Metazoa, Arthropoda, Insecta, Diptera, Drosophilidae. The transcript has 2 exons.